This is a messenger RNA of Entamoeba invadens IP1, 1104 nucleotides long. RefSeq names its product Magnesium transport protein corA, putative. Gene Ontology annotation, biological process: magnesium ion transmembrane transport; intracellular magnesium ion homeostasis. The record is from RefSeq and is a predicted model, not a curated record. The transcript has a single exon. Gene Ontology annotation, cellular component: membrane. NCBI's taxonomy places the organism in Eukaryota, Evosea, Mastigamoebida, Endamoebidae. The coding region runs from base 1 to 1104 and encodes 367 amino acids. Gene Ontology annotation, molecular function: magnesium ion transmembrane transporter activity.
AUGAUCACAAACAUCCAAGACACAAACGCAAUUAGCCUUCAUUGUAUAGACGACUACACAUCAAAAAACAGAGGCGAGUCCUUUCACCGGUGCACUUUAACAGUAAGUGGUCAGGGGAAUUGUAAUCGCCAGGUGACCAUCGAAGAAUUGAUUCGGUUGUAUCCAAAGCUUAUUCCAGCACAAGGCGAAGACCAUGACAUAUGGGUUGAUGUCUGUGGAAAUAACCAAGAAGACUUGGUGAAAAUUGGAGAAUUGUUUCACAUUCAUCCUCUUACUGUGGACGAUUGGCUCUCCGAUAUCCCACAAAGUAAGUCAACAAUAUUUGAAACGUACUACGAAGUAUCAGAUAAAGAGUUGGUGUACCUUCCUGAUACAAAUGUGUUAGAUACCAUUUCUGUGAAUAUAACAAUGAGAGAUACAUUUGUCUUGACGGUACACCCAAAGCCUUUAUUUGCAAUCAGAAGAGUAAUGGACAAAGUGUUGUUGCAUUACUCUGAUGCACUUCCAAGUGCACAAUGGGUGAUGUAUGCAAUUUUAAUUGAUAUUAUCAAGGGAUACAAAUCAAAUAUGGAUGCCAUUGAAAACGACUUGGAUUCGGUCGAUAAAUUGGCAGAGUUUAGCAUCACAACAGACCAAAACGCACUUCUGGCAAGACUCGUCAAUUUGAAGAAAAGAGCAAGCAACUUGGAUUAUCAAAUCACACCCAAAAGAGCACUUUUAAAAUAUUUAAUCAAAACACCAACACCAAAAAUUAGUAAAAUGGUCAAAAUUUAUUUGAGAGACGUUUUGGAAGAAGCAGCAAGCACGGUAAAAAGAGUCGAUUUUGUGAAUGAUAAAAUCGACGAUUUAACAAAGACGUUUAUGUCAAGAAUGACAUUGGACUCGUUCAGAGUUAAUAGAAACCAAGAGGAAUUGAUGAAGAAAUUUGCGAUAAUAACGACGUUGUUCACACCACUAAUAUUUGCAUCAACUGCUUUCGGGAUGAACGUAGUAGUCCCUGGUCAGAAUUAUGAAAAUCUGUGGAUGUUUGGAGGGUUUUAUUUCUUGAGUUUUUUGUGGAUGAUAGCCGGGAUGUUGUAUUUUAAAUUCACUCGAUGGGUGUGA